AUGGAUGGUCCUUUAUCACGAGGUCCUCCUCAGCGUUGGGCGAAGAAAACUGCGAAUGAGAAUAUAAAUCCUGGACUAAGCGCUUCGUUCAAGAAUCAUUCAAAUGUGAACAUAAGUGCUUGUAACUUAUCAAUGCAAAAGUUGUCUGUAUCCGGGAACCUAAGUUGUAAUAAUAGUGUCCUACUCUCAAGCAAUAAAACGCCAAUUCGAAAUGAUAACAAGAAAGGAAAGAAAACACCUUCGAAGACUAAAUCCCCCGGUCGCUCUACUACUCCAACUCCCAACAAAGCCUCAAAGACUCCAAAUAAAGCUGACAGGUUUAUACCAUCGAGGAGCAACUCCAACUAUGACUUGUGCCAUUAUAUGAUGAGCCGUGAUGAGGAUAAGAGUGAAGAAGCUGUUGCACAGACUGCUGCAUCAGAAGCAAUUGGACGAGCUCUCGCUGAUACAGAGCCUGGUCGACUGUUGCAAUAUACCUGCAAGGCACCUGCUGCUCCAGAAGGCUACCAAAACAGGCUUAGAGUUGUGUAUUCUCAGGCUAAAAUCCCAUCAUCAGUAAAGAAUACAACGAGGUACAUUCCACAAGCCCCUGAUAGAAUACUUGAUGCUCCUGAUAUUUUGGAUGAUUACUAUCUAAACCUCGUUGACUGGAGUUCGUCAAAUAUUCUGGCAGUGGCUCUGGGCAAUUCAGUGUACCUAUGGAACGCUGGAACGGGUCAGAUAGAACAGCUCUGUACUCUUGAAGGUUCAGAAACUGUAUGUUCAGUUCAAUGGGUACAAGGCGGCGGUUCGCAUUUAGCCAUUGGAACAUCGUCGGCCACUGUUGAGUUGUGGGACUGUGAAAAAAUUAAAAGAUUAAGGGUCAUGGACGGUCACACAGGGCGAGUGGGGUCCCUGGCGUGGAACAUGUACAUUGUGAGCAGCGGAGCUCGGGACGGGAACAUCGUGCACCACGACGUGCGGCAGCGGGACCAUGCCGUGGCCACCAUACACGCUCAUACGCAAGAGAUAUGUGGACUUAAAUGGUCACCAGAUGGCAAGUGCCUAGCAUCAGGUGGCAAUGACAAUUUGUUGAACAUUUGGCCGGUCGUACAGGGACAACACUACUCACAGCCACAGCACCUUUAUUCAUUCAAUCAACAUCUGGCAGCAGUGAAAGGUUUAGCUUGGUGUCCGUGGAGCGCUGGAAUAUUGGCGUCCGGCGGCGGCACGGCUGACAGGACGAUACGCAUUUGGAAUAUAAAGACUGGUGCUAAUCUGAAUACUGUUGAUACCAAGUCACAGGUAUGUUCGAUAGUGUGGAGCACGCACUACAAGGAGCUGAUCUCGGGGCACGGGUACGCCAACAACCAGCUGGUGAUCUGGAAGUACCCGGUGAUGUCGCGCGUGGCCGAGCUGAGCGGGCACAUGGCGCGCGUGCUGCACCUGGCGCUCUCGCCCGACGGCACCACCGUGCUGUCCGCCGGCGCCGACGAGACGCUCAGACUCUGGAAAUGCUUUAUGUUGGAUCCAUCAAAGAAGAAAGAACCUACCGAUUCGAAGGCAGCUAAAUCAUUACUUAAUCUAAACUCACUUAUAAGAUAA
Molecule: messenger RNA, 1584 nt
Organism: Arctia plantaginis
Lineage: Eukaryota; Metazoa; Arthropoda; Insecta; Lepidoptera; Erebidae
Source: the annotation of a GenBank genome assembly